UGCACCCUAAGUCCGCGAGCGCAUAUUCGCGUUUUUUUAAAGCCAUGUCAAAGGGGGUUUAAAGUGGCCAAUAAGAAGUGUCGUGUUGGGUUGGGGGCAAAGGCGCAACAGUGGUGAGACUGACUGUGGAGUGGAGCGGAGCGGAGGAAAUGGGGGGGAGGGGUUUUUAGGGUUCCUGGAGACACGCGCACGCCCAGGCCAAGGAAGCAGGGUAUGCAGCAGAGCGAAGCCAUGGAGGCAGCUGCUGCUGCCGCCGAAGGUAACUUCACCGGAGUGCUGGUUCACAGCGGCCGCUAUGUGCAAUACAACAUCUUCGGGAACCUGUUCGAGGUCACGGCCAAGUACGUGCCCCCGAUUCGACCCAUCGGCCGUGGCGCCUACGGCAUUGUGUGCUCUGCAGUGAACAGCGAGACCAACGAAGAAGUUGCUAUCAAGAAAAUCGGCAAUGCCUUCGACAACAGGAUCGAUGCCAAGCGCACAUUGCGCGAGAUCAAGCUGUUGCGGCACAUGGAUCACGAGAAUAUUGUUGCCAUCCGAGAUAUAAUCAGGCCUCCCUCCAAGGACGAGUUCAACGACGUGUAUAUCGUGUACGAGCUCAUGGACACGGAUCUACACCAGAUCAUCCGCUCCAACCAGCAGCUCACGGACGACCACUGUCAGUAUUUCCUGUACCAGCUGCUGCGGGGCCUCAAGUACGUGCACUCUGCAAACGUUCUCCACCGGGACCUCAAGCCCAGCAAUCUGCUCCUCAACGCCAACUGCGACCUGAAAAUCUGCGACUUUGGGCUGGCCCGGACCACAUCGGAGACCGACUACAUGACAGAGUACGUUGUCACCCGCUGGUACAGGGCGCCGGAGCUGCUUCUAAACUGCUCCGAGUAUACCGCGGCGAUUGAUGUAUGGUCUGUUGGAUGUAUAUUUAUGGAGCUUUUGAACCGAGAACCAUUGUUUCCUGGCAGAGAUUACGUGCAGCAGCUGCGUCUCAUCACCGAGCUGAUUGGAUCCCCAGAGGACGCCGACCUGGGAUUCUUGAGGAACGACAACGCGCGGAGAUAUGUCCGCCAGCUGCAACGGUACCCCAGGCAAUCCUUUGCGCACAGGUUUCCUAACGUGCCCCCGCUCGCCGUCGAUCUCGUGGAGAGGAUGCUCGUGUUCAAUCCGCAGAACCGAAUCUCAGUGACAGAAGCUCUUGCCCAUCCAUACCUCACAAACCUUCACGACGUCAACGACGAGCCGAGCUGCCACGGACCCUUCGAUUUUGAUUUCGAGCAGCCCACAUUCUCCGAAGACAACAUCAAGGAGCUCAUCUACGAGGAGUCCUUGACAUUCACCACGGCGGACAUGGUGACGGAAUGACUUCCAUGGUUGGAGCAUCAUAGCUAGGGGAAGGGUAGAAACCAUUUUCUUGUGUCCCGGUGGCGGCUGGCUGGCUGGCUGUAUAUUGGAUGUCAUGUAUGCUAUGUUAGUGAUCACAAUAAUAAAGAGAGACAAGGGAA
This is a messenger RNA of Selaginella moellendorffii, 1496 nucleotides long. RefSeq names its product mitogen-activated protein kinase 4b. Gene Ontology annotation, biological process: intracellular signal transduction; protein phosphorylation. NCBI's taxonomy places the organism in Eukaryota, Viridiplantae, Streptophyta, Lycopodiopsida, Selaginellales, Selaginellaceae. Gene Ontology annotation, molecular function: MAP kinase activity; ATP binding. The transcript is spliced from 6 exons. Gene Ontology annotation, cellular component: cytoplasm; nucleus. The record is from RefSeq and is a predicted model, not a curated record. The coding region runs from base 214 to 1356 and encodes 380 amino acids.